GGGUGGCGGGCAGCGGGGGUAAAGGCAGCGUUGCUGGGGCCCCCGGCCCGGCCUGCGCUCGCGCGCCGUGCCCAAGGCACGGCGUCUGUAGCCGCUGCCGCCGUGUCCUGGGCCCCGGGCCUGGCUUGUUGGGGUCGCCCCGGGGCAGAGAGGAGGCCUCCGCGGGGUGGUGGGCCGCAGCGGGCGCGGGUGUCCGCUCGUGGGCCGCCGCCUCACGCGCCCGGGACCCCAGGGAUGGCAGCGGACAUUAUGUCCACUUUUCAGGAAUUCUACUUUGUCACUGUGUGAAAGAAGAACACUUCUCACGUUGGACCAAACCAUUCUUGCAAACCAACUUAAAGUAUCUCUGACCCCAGAAGAGGCUCUGAGCACCGUGGGCAGGCCUGGGAUGUGGGAGAUGCAGCCUGUUGCGUCGACGGCUCUGCCAGGUCCCAGGCAGGCACUCCUUCAGCAGGCCUUAAGAUGGCGGCCCUGGGGGACAGUCAGGAGCCCUCUCAUGUCCCAUCCCCUGUCAAUCUCGAGUCACCAGGGACUCCUGGAGCCCACCACCACAAGGCCCGGUUUCAUCUCUACAGUCACCAACACGGAUCCCCCACCUGCAGCCCUGAGGUGUUUUCUCAGUCACCGCUGGAGGAGGAACUGUCGGACCUGGAUCUUCAGGAUGUGGAGGAGGUCCGGAUUGGGAGAGACACCUGCUGGCCAGAUUCUGAGUCAGAGUCCGAGCAGGCUCCAUCGUCUCCCCACCCGCACCAUCCUGAAAAUGAGGUGGAUCAGGCCGGGGGGGCGCUGAGGACCCUUCUGAGGAGCCUUCCCUGUAGACCCAAGUGUGGGGACGGCUUUGGACAGGAGCCCAGCUUGGAGCUGCCAACUGGCCAGCCUCCAGGGGUCACGCCCUACAUGCAGAAGAGGGGCUCCUGGCAGGUGGCGCUCCUGCCACAGGGGGCCCCUGGGACUGAGGGGGGCUCCGAGCUGGGGGCUGGCUUCGGGCGGGGUGGUGCCCCAGGUGGGAAGCCCCACAGGUGUGAGGCCUGCGGCAAGAGCUUCAAGUACAACUCACUGCUGCUAAAGCACCAGCGCAUCCACACGGGGGAGAAGCCAUACGCCUGCCAGGAGUGUGGCAAGCGCUUCCGUGGCUGGUCGGGCUUCAUCCAGCACCACCGCAUCCACACAGGCGAGAAGCCCUAUGAGUGCGGCCAGUGUGGCCGCGCCUUCAGCCACAGCUCGCACUUCACACAGCACCUGCGCACGCACAAUGGCGAGAAGCCGUACAAGUGCGGCGAGUGUGGCCAGGCCUUCAGCCAGAGCUCCAACCUGGUACGCCACCAGCGGCUGCACACGGGCGAGCGGCCCUACGCCUGCAGCCAGUGCGGCAAGGCCUUCAUCUGGAGCUCCGUGCUCAUCGAGCACCAGCGCAUCCACACAGGCGAGAAGCCCUAUGAGUGCUCCGCCUGCGGCAAGGCCUUCCGGGGCCGCUCCCACUUCUGCCGGCACCUGCGGACCCACACAGGCGAGAAGCCCUUCACCUGCGGCACCUGUGGCAAGGCCUUUGGCCAGAGCUCCCAGCUCAUCCAGCACCAGAGGGUCCACUACCGGGAGUAGUGGGUGGGGGAGGCUCCAGAGGUGGGCUCCCGCCUUUCCACCCUUCCCAGUUGGCAGAACCAGCCCGCAUGCCAAGAAUCCCAAAUAAAUUCUGAUGGCAACAGGA
Manis javanica (Malayan pangolin) is the source of this 1705-nucleotide messenger RNA. RefSeq names its product GLI family zinc finger 4 (gene GLI4). Gene Ontology annotation, biological process: regulation of transcription by RNA polymerase II. The record is from RefSeq and is a predicted model, not a curated record. Gene Ontology annotation, molecular function: RNA polymerase II cis-regulatory region sequence-specific DNA binding; DNA-binding transcription factor activity, RNA polymerase II-specific. Lineage: Eukaryota; Metazoa; Chordata; Mammalia; Pholidota; Manidae.